AUGCACAUCACGGACUACACAUCACUUUCGCAGUCUCAGAACCAACCGGGUUCCACUAGAAACUGCGGGGAUGAGUUUCUAGCGCUGCUUUGGAGUUAUGACCGGCAUCACAGCGGUCGUUGCUUUCGGGUCCACGGCCGCCUCGACCCAGCAGGAAGACGCUUUCGCUGCCGGCACUUGGGCGCCAUCCACUUGACGCCGGUAUACUCGCUCACGGCUGCUCACGGCUCACGCAACACUUCCUGCCGAGAAGCACAGGAAGCAGAAUUCCCGCCAUCGCAGUGUCAAGUGCCAAGCAUCGACCGCUGAUAAACCAUUGUGACCUUCACGCGGCCAAACACCCCGAUGGACCGGCGCUACCACGGUGUGCGACAUUUGGAAACACGAGCAGGGGCUUUUGAAGAGGCUGACGUUUGAAGACUUGUGCUCACCGCAACUUCUUGAGAUGAGCGGAGGCGCAGCGGAGGCGAGUGCGCAGCACCCGUUCCUGCGAGGGCUGCCGGAGGAGCAGCGGCCCAGCGGCUGGGAGGAGGGCGUCGCUAGCGUGCGCCAGUGGGUGGCCACGCGCCCGCACCUGCCGCCCAUCUCAGAUGACUUCUUGCUGCUGUUCCUGCACAGCUGCUACAUGGACGUGGCGCGCGCUCAGAGCACCAUCGAGAGCUACUUCACGUGCAAGAGCCGCUGGCCGGAGCUGUUCGGCAACCGCGACCCGCUCGCGCCGGAGCUGCAGAAGGUGCUCGACUCGACGAACAUGGUGCCUCUGCCCGAGCGCACCCCCGAGGGCUACCACGUGCUGCUGUACCGCAUGGUGGAGACGGACCCGUCCAAGCUGCACUUCGUGACGGCCAUGCGCAUGUUCUUCGUGUUCAACGACGCCGUGCUGUCGGACGACGGGCUGGCGCCGGGCUACGUGGUGGUGUUCGACAUGGCUGGCGUCUCGUGGGGACACCUGGCGCGCGUCAGCCUGCCCGCCAUCCGCAAGUUCAUGAUCUACAUCCAGGACUGCCACCCCGCACGCCUGAAGGGCGUGCACGUGAUCAACACGGUGGCCUUCAUCGACCGCAUCCUGGGCCUCAUCAAGCCGCUCAUCAAAAGCGAUCUCCUCGCCAUGGUUCACUUCCACGGCCCCGUGGAGUCCUUGGACCGCUUCCUGCCGCUGAGACUGUUGCCUGAAGACUAUGGUGGCGAAGCGGAAUCUGCGCAGACCUUACACGAUGCAAUGCGCAUGCGCCUGGAGAAGGAGUACCGCGAGUGGUUCAUCGCGGAGGAGAAGCUGCGCGUGGACUUCAGCAAGCGCCCGCCCAAGAACAACAAGGCGAACACCAAAGCGCGCCCGCCCAAGGGGGUGGUGCCUCCGCGACCCCCUGCGCCCGAGCAAGGGCCCCCGGCGCUCGACGAGCAGCUGGGCGCCACCGCCAGCGACUUCCGACACCUCGCCAUCGACUGAUUCCGGGGUUGCCAGGUUGGCGAGAUUUGUCCCCUAAAUGGGGAGUUUUGUCGAUGUGGGGAAAGAUUGGGGGACAUAAAUAGGCAGGGAAAUGUUUGGGGAAUUUUGUGGGGAAAUUAUUUUCAUCCGGACUCGAGAUAGAACUAUUGUUCUUUGAAUUACUAUGAUUAAAAAAAGGCAAUAGAUGUUAUUCUCUCUGUAUUUUAUGUAUUAAAAAGAAACAAAUGAACGAUAGGCAAGAGAAACAAAGCCUGAAAAAACGAAGAUAAAGGGUUUCAAAUAGCUCAAAAGACGUAAAUUAUUUGAUUUGAAUAAUUUGAAUUUCAGGGAAUAGCCAAUACAAUCGUCAUGGUCAGCUCAUAAAGUUGGUCCAUAAGUUGGAGAAUAUUUUUCAUUUCAAAGAUAGAGAAUUGGUUUCGCUAGAGAGUUUAUUUGAAGAAAUUCCGUAGUAGUAAUGAGGAAAGAGCUCGCAACACAUCUGGCAACCCUGACAUCCCCCACCAUCACCCCUACCCCCUCCCACGUUUGUGGCAUAGCUUUUGCAUGAGCCUCCGGGAGCAGUCAUGUACCACAACGAUCUUUUUCUUUAAAAAAUGUAAAAAAAAUUGGGAAGUGUAUAGUCGCCGAUACUCCGCAUUAAAAACAGAAAGAGAAAACUAAAUGUUAAAUGUAAGAAGUGGUUAGUUUUCAUCAGGUUAGAGAAAUACGUUAUCCAAUCUCAUAGGGUAUUUAUUUUUGAAAAAAGAGGGAAGCGAAAUACACAGUUAUGAGUGGUAUAUUAUGUAUCAAAAGGUUUAAAGAAGAAAACGUCCCUUUGUAACCAGUAAUUAUUUUGCAAAUGCUGAUGCAACGUUUUGAUUCAUCUUUUAAAUGUUACAUUAAUCUCCGCUUGAAAGCCAGAACAAGCGUGUAACGGAACGGAACAGUAUAUUUACACAUUAAAUUUGAUUGAACGAUUCCGCUGUUUCUACCUCUGCAAGCUACAUAACCGCCACUGACUUCUUUGCCAAAACUCUACUUCUACCACUGCACAGCCGCCAAAACCCUGUAGUGGCUUCGCAAGAGCCCAUUGGGUUACUUCAAAUGUCACUACCACAAUUCCCGAUUCUUAUUCCCAACGAUUUCCACUGCAUUAUCGUAGCUUGUUUAACAGAAAAUUGUAUUUUCUUCUUACACGUGUUGACUUACACGUGUACCUACAAGCCGUGUCAUUCAUUUAUUAGAUAUACCACACACAUUUCGUAAAUUCAUCUUUGUUUCCAAUUUUCCCUUUUCAUAAUUCCUUUCUGUGCUUCUCAUAAAAUUUCACAAGAUAUUAUUUCCCCCUUAUUUCCUCCUCAGAAGGAAGUAAUCCCCAAUAAUUUGUACGAGACUAACAUUUCCACUUGUGUAAAUGACUUUCUGAUCAAAACAAUACCGUUUUAAAUGUAUUUCAUAUGUUGAUAUUGAAAUAUUCAUUGGAACCUAUGAGAGAAAUGGUUUUGUAAUUGGUGUUAUAUACUUAAAUUAAUUAACUAAUUGAUUGGAACUUAAUGAAUAGUUAUUUUCUCAGGCAUUAUUGUUUAUUAGUUUUUGGUGCUUUUCAAAAAACAUUCUGUUGAAAAAAGUUAUAAUGUGCAGUCGUAUAAUACAUAACACAAUUUACAAUUUUUAUUCUGAUUUUAUUAAAAUAGACACUUGUGUGUAGAAUUUUGGAUAAGUACAUUUUCCUAUUUCUAGUUUGUUGUCUAAAUGUUUUUUAACUAUGAUGUUAUGAUUUCCUCCAAAAGAGCUCUGAAAGUUCAUAUAAUCAAUUAUUACAUUAUACAUUUUAGUAUUAAUAUUAAAUUUGGAAAUAAUUAAAAAUAUUAUGUAAACACAUCAAAUUACUAGUACCACGUACUUUAUAUUACUCGUGUAAUUAUAUAUUUGUCAUAAAUUAACAUUAUUAAGUGUUAUAUUUCAUGAGUAACUGUUACAUUUUUAGUGAAUUAUAUUUAUGUUAUUCCGAAUACUAUAUUUAAAUAAGUGGAGUCUUUAAGUUCUCACAUUAUUGGAUUAUUGAACAUUUAUAGCCCUCUCAUAUGUGCUUUAUUACUUUUGUAUGUGCGUGUGUGAGUGAUUAUUUUUUUACAUCCAUUAAAAGUGAGAAAAUGUGUAUUGUGGGAUUCCAUUGAUAGUACGUAGUGAGUAUGAAAAUGAAGUCAUUUACAAAUGAUAAACUAUUCGCAUAUGUCCAAGUGAGGUACGAGGUAUAUAGCUUUAAUGUUAGCUAGAUAUUUAAAGACAUGUACAACAUUUAUAAAGGGUCUCAAAACAGAAUAUGCGUUAUGUAUAACCCGAAUUUAAGUGAAUAAUUUACAUUAAUUUACAUUUUUAUUGGUAUAUCAUGAAUAAUUAAUAUUGUACUUGAAAACUAAUGUCCCCAUUUAUUAAAAAGUCUAUUUUAAAAUUAGAAACCCAAUAAUCAUAGUUUCGAUCGAAAUCUAAUAUAAGCCAGUGUCAAAUAAUAGAAAAGAUUACAUUUAUCUUGUACUGUUAAGUAUUAAAGGUAUUUCGAAAAUUGAUGCAAGACCUCAUUUAAUGAAAUAAUAGAAAACACAUCAAGAAGUAUGAUAUAAACACCUAUAGAUAAAAAUCAAUAUUUUUUGCUACAAACAUAAGAUGAACAAUUUUGUACAGUAUUUAUAUUAUUAUUAUCAACACGAUAUUUACCAUAAUGUGCUUAUAAAGAUUUAAUUAGUAAGGUCGGGGGAAUCGUGGGUAAAGUUUAAAAAUACUUCGUACUAGUGUUACUAAACUUUCCGGUACAAUGAUAUUGAUACCAAAGCUCCUGGUUGUAGAUCAGAUCAGAUCAGAGUAUUAGUUUAUUUGUUAUUCUAUAACCAGUGUUUGAAGAAAUAUUAAAUAGAUAACGACUGUAUUCUAGGGAUAGCAGAUUUUAAAUACAUCGUAUUUCAAUCUUGUUGAAACAAUCAUUUAUAUUAUAUUUUGAAAAACGAAUUUCGCAUUCUCCUCAUUUAUCAUUGUUUGAUGUGUGCAUCUAAGAAGAUUAGAUCGUUCUAAUGUGAUAUGCAAGCAGAUGCAGAUUGCUUGCUGCUCAAUAGUUGAGCUGUGCUGAUUUUGUACAACGUUUUAUCUAUUUACACUUAUGCUCAUUAUUACUAUUAUAUAUUCUUAAUAAAAACAAAUUGUAUAGUAAAAUAA
This is a messenger RNA of Gryllus bimaculatus (two-spotted cricket), 4633 nucleotides long. The record is from the annotation of a GenBank genome assembly. NCBI's taxonomy places the organism in Eukaryota, Metazoa, Arthropoda, Insecta, Orthoptera, Gryllidae.